AUGGCGCAGGAAAUCGCGGUGGACGAGGCCUGCGAGGCCAUGGACUGGGCCGAGGCGACGCCCGACCAGCGGCGCAUGGAAGCCUCCCUGCACAAGGAAGCAGGAAUCGUGGACAGCCUCUUCGCCCGGCGCCGCGACACGGAGUCCUUGGCCUCCGAGGGAUCCAAGACCUCGGCCGCCGGCGCAGCUGCAGCUGCAACCGUGGUGCCGGACUUGGCGGAGCAGGAUGGCCUCGCCGACACCCUCUUCGCCCGGCCCAAGAGUGCUCGGAGCGAUCCAAAGCCGAAGGCGUCGCUGGAGCUGGACAGCGACCCGUCCGAGGGGUCCGAGCCGGAGGCGGCUCCGGAAGCUGGAGAGGCCUUCGCGGCACUCGAGGCGGAUAGAACUGCUGCAGAUGGCAAGCCCAAGGUGGACGAAGAGAAGCCGAGCUACGCGGAGAGCAGGAGGUGUUCAUGUUCAGUGCGGACCUGCAGCAGAUGUUUGCCUUUCCUGGUCUUGGCAGCCUUGUUGGCCCUGGUCACGGCAGCCAUUGCGACCGGGUGUGAGGAGAUGCCUCCAUUGGGCAGGUUCUGUAUUGCUGAAGGACCCAUCCAGUGGGUUCUUGCCUUUGCGCCAGCGCUCUUGACGUUGCUGGCAUUGGGUGGUUGGCUGCGACGCAGACGCUCUCGCCAAAAACACACCGUCGAGACCCAAUGGCAACAGGACGGCGACGCGCAUCGGAGUGCUUUGGAGCUGCUCGAUGUGUUGCUGGACUCGCCGCCAGCAGAGGCAUUCAAGUACUCAAAGCAAGUCUUGCAAAUGGGAUCAGACUUCCUGCAAAAGGCCGCGAUUCAACAUAAAGUCUGCCUUGCCGUGGAGGCCAUUUGCCGAGAGCAGAAGAGCCAUGUUGCACGAAUGAAGGCAGAUGGCGCAGUGCCGAUCUUGCUGAAAGCGCUGGAAGAGCACAGGCGAGUUCGACAAGUGCAACAAGCAGCCCUGGAUGCUCUUUCGUGCAUGACCAAAGAGGGCAGGCAGGAGAUCUUCGACCUGGGCGGCAUCCCCAGCGUCAUCACCGCCAUGGCCAAGUUCCGCCGCGACGCCGACGUGCAGGUGGCGGGCGCUCUGGUGCUUGGUGGCCUUUGUGUGAGCUCCACGUCCUGCCGGUUUUCGGUGGCCAAGUAUGGUGGCAUCAACGUUUCUUGGCCGAAAAGCCGCCCAGCGAACAUCGGAGUCGGAGGUGAGUCGCUCGGAGCGACUCUUUGA
Molecule: messenger RNA, 1242 nt
Organism: Durusdinium trenchii
Lineage: Eukaryota; Dinophyceae; Suessiales; Symbiodiniaceae
Source: the annotation of a GenBank genome assembly